AUGGAUAACCGAUUAGAGAGAAAUGUCAAUAAACUCAUGGAUCGUUAUAAGAAAACAAGUCAGUAGAUCGACUAGAUCAUGUAGUAUGAACCCACUCCUCAAUAACCUGUCACAUAUUUUAUAGGCAGAUCGAGGCCAAGCAAACUCAAUGAUGAUGAUGAUGAUUCUUCAAGAGAAAGACGUAGACAGAGUGGGUCAUUGGAGUAAAUAAGUAGAUUAAGGGAUACCUUGAAUGCUAAGGAUUUGUAGGAAAGAGAAAAAUAUGAAAGAAUAAGAAUAUUAAAUAAGGAGUUAAAAAUUACACUUAAGGAAUAUAUGACUGUUAAUAAAGAGUUAGAAGGGAAGUUAUCAGCUAAGGAUAAAUAAAUUAGAGCAUUGGAAUAAGAAAAUAGAUAAUUAAUGGAUUCUAUUAAUAAGGGUGAUGCGAGUACCAAAGAAGUUAAAAUCAAAGCAGAGACGUCUGAAAAGUUGAUUGAAGAAUUACAAUAGCAAAAUCAUAUAUUAAAAUAAAAAUUAGGAGAUAAGAAAUAAAAAUUAACUGCUUUGAGGGAUUAGUUAAAAUAAGCAGAGACAGUUUAUGAAGAACAAGGCUAAAACUUUGGGAGGGAACUUGAAAGAGUAUAAAAAUUAUGCGAAGAUUUUUCAAAUGAAAUAAAAAAUCAAGAAGAAUAAAAUAAGGAAUUGGAGGAACAAUUAGGAAAAUAAAGAGAUGAAUUAAUUAAUAGAGAUGAGCAAAUUCGAUAUUUUGAAUAAAUGUAUUAGGAUCUUCGAUACAGAGAUGCUGAUUAACAAUCUUAGAUAGAAUAUCUAAAUUAAUAAGCCAAUUACUAUAAGCAAUAGUUAGAUUAAGCUACUUAUAAAUAUGAUGAGGCUUAUGCUUAAUUAGCUAAAGUUGAAAAGCAGUAGCAGAUAUUUUUAUAGGCUUAAGAAUCAGAAAUUGAAAAGAGAGUAUCUAAUUACAAAGAUUAACUUGAAAAAAAGAAAUAAAAAAUUAAUGAGUAAAAAUAAUCAAUUGAUAAUUUAAAUUAAAAAAUCAUUGAUUUUUAAAGAUUACUUGAUAAUGAAGAGAAGAAUCAUUAAAUUCAAAUUUAAGAUUAUUAGAAAUUAUAAUAGAUCAAUUCUGAACUUAAAUCUGUUGUUGAUAAUUAAUAAAAUAAAUUGUUAACAGCGGAGAAUAGAAUCUAAAGUCUCGUACUUGAAAUUUAAGAUUAAAAGUCAGUUUUAUAGACAAAGAAACAAAAGAUUGAAGAAUUUGAAUUGUAAUCUCGACAAGAUUUUCGUAGCAUAGAAUAACUUAAAAAUUAAGUUCUUCAUUUAUAGGAACAGUUAACAAAAACCUAACAGUAUAAUAGAGAUUUAGAAAAUGAUAUCUAAUUGACGAAACAUGAGAACGAUAAAACAAUGGAUGAAAUUGAAAUAAAAAUUGAUCAUCUUGUUAAAUAGUUAGCUUAAAGUAAAGAAGAGGUUAAGGAGUACAAGAAUAGGGAGAAUGAUUUUAAGCAGAAAAUAAAGUCAUAAGAAGAGGAAAUCCUCAAGCACGCUUAGAAAUCAGCUAAAUACAAAUAAUAAAUUGAAUAGAGUCAGUACUCAUUAAAACAAAUUGAAGAGAAAGUUAGAAUUUAUGAAAGUGAAAGGGAAAUUCAAUCAAGAUAAGUGUUGUAGGUGAAACAAGAAUAAGUCACAACAUAAAAUAAGCUUAGAGUUUUGGAAGACAUUCAUUCCCUAAUCAAAAUGCAUAAAAAAAUUUGA
This is a messenger RNA of Paramecium tetraurelia, 1749 nucleotides long. RefSeq lists its product as uncharacterized. Lineage: Eukaryota; Ciliophora; Oligohymenophorea; Peniculida; Parameciidae. The transcript has 6 exons. The record is from RefSeq and is a predicted model, not a curated record.